Molecule: messenger RNA, 521 nt
Organism: Paecilomyces variotii
Lineage: Eukaryota; Fungi; Ascomycota; Eurotiomycetes; Eurotiales; Thermoascaceae
Exons: 2
Coding region: 130-450 (106 amino acids)
Source: RefSeq, a predicted model, not a curated record
UCCCUCCAGUUCUCCAUCUACUCGCGCUUCCCUCCCCUUUUGCUCAACUCCCCAAACAAGUGAUCACCUCGUGCAUGUAACGACAAGGAGUUUAACAAGAAUAUCUUCUCUCUCCACUCAUGAAUCGCCAUGGCUGGCUUCCAUGCAGGUCGCAAGGAGCCGUCAUCAUCCUUAAAUGACAGAUGGAGGGAGGAGUCAUCGUUCCGCCCUCCCCGGAUCCCCUCCACAGCCGCCGGCGGUAUCCGUCGACUUCGCGACACGUUGUCAUCCAAGAUCUCUCGCUCAGCCUUUGCGGAGAGGGAGUAUCUCAAGAAGGAGGCGCGUUAUAAGACUCCGCUGACACAGCGGAAUAUGGAUGCCUUUACCACGCAACAGGAGGUCCGGCAGGCUUAUCGUCUCGACAGCAGUCCGGAGGAACACGUCUCGGAAUGGCUGAGGCAGCUGUCUUGAGUUCGUUCUUGUGCCUCUCUGUUGCUCGUGUGUAGUUUCGUACUCUUGCCGCUGAAGGCUUAUCACGAUCU